Molecule: messenger RNA, 801 nt
Organism: Paramuricea clavata
Lineage: Eukaryota; Metazoa; Cnidaria; Anthozoa; Malacalcyonacea; Plexauridae
Source: the annotation of a GenBank genome assembly
CAAAGUUUGAAAAUGCCUCGUAAAAAUAGGAACAACAAAAACCAAGGGCAAAGCCCCAACAAAACUCACCAAAGGCAAGAAUCUAACAGGGCUGAGCUCCACAGCAGACCAGAGUUUACAGUUUACAUAGAUGAAGAUGAACGAGCGCAGAUUGAGAAAUGGGUUGAAUUAAAAGACAAUAUCGAAACGGGAGGAGACCUGUUCGGUCUGUGGGUAAAUAGCUAUACAGCUGUUGUCCAGUUUGUGUUGGGUCCGGGGCAGAAUUGCAACCGAACUAGAGUAUCGUUUUACCAAGAUAUAGAGUAUUUGAGAGAAGCAGGCAACUAUCUGACACAGCAACAUGGUUUGUGCAACAUUGGUCAAUGGCAUAGCCACCACAGGCUUAGUCUAACUCGACCAAGCGGCGGAGACGAAAACACCGUCUGGGGAAACAUGCCUAACCUUGGUUUGAAUCGAUAUAUCGUGUUUAUUGCUACCAUUAACGGUUGUGGUAGAAACACGAAAGUCCGCAUUAACCCGUAUUUGUUCGAAAUCAACCAAAGAGGCGCUCAGUUGCCAGUCGCGAGCGGAACAUUGAAGGUUUUGGAAAGACAAACAUCGCCAUUUCGUUGCAAUAAAGUUAUUGCUGAUUUCAUAAAGAAUGGUCGAGAAAAUGUGAACGUUGAAACCACCAAGGAAACGCCGAAAAGGAAGAAGAAGGAUUACAUCUCAAAGCGGGAAAUAUUUCUGAAGCCAAAAUUUCAGAAAAUUGAACUUAUAAUUACACCUAAUGACAUGGCUAAUACAUUUUAUAAACCUUAA